AACCACAUUUUGGAGGGCUGUACUGGACUCUAAGUGGUUGGCUUUCAGAGCUCUUUCCUUUGGCUCCUCAUCCCCAACUGUGUCCCCCCUACUUGGUGCUUAUUCCCAAAUUUCUACCACUAGAUAAUUGUUUUCUUUUUUUCACCCCCUUCCUGCUUUCCCUUUAAAAAAAUACUUCUCCGAGGAGAACACAGUAAGAAGUGAUUGAGUUUUGGAUGCUCUUUGGAUUGAUCAGAAGGCCCAGGGCGGGUAUGGGUUUGGCUCUUACUCAGAAGAUAUGUUACCUAGGGAUGCCUGGUGGCUCAGUUGGUUAAGCAUCUGCCUUCAGUUCAGGUCAUGAUCCCAGAGUCCUGGGAUCAAGUCCUGCAUCAGGCUUCUUGCUUGGUGGGGAGCCUGCUUCUCCCUCUGCCUGCUGCUCCCCCUGCUUGUGCUUGCUUGCUUGCUGUCUCUCCCUCUGACAAAUAAAUAAAUAAAGUCUUAAAAAAAAAAAAAAGAUGUGCUAUCUAAUAUCUAACAUUUUUAGUGUUAUAAGCAUAAAUUUAUGAGUAGUGUCUUUUUACAUUUUAUUUAUUUUUUUUGAAGGUUUUUUUUUUCUAAAGAUUUUAUUUAUUUAUUUGAGACAGAGAGAAUGAGAGACAGCAUGAAAGGGAGGAGGGUCAGAGGGAGAAGCAGACUCCCUGCCGAGCAGGGAGCCCGAUGUGGGACUCGAUGUGGGACUCGAUCCUGGGACUCCAGGAUCAUGACCUGAGCCGAAGGCAGUCGCUUAACCAACUGAGCCACCCAGGCGCCCCUCUUUUUACAUUUUAAAACCUGAUUAACUAAAUAAAACAAACAAACAGCAUAGGGGCACCUGGCUGGCUCACUAGGUAGAGCAUGUGACUCUUGAUCUCACGGUCAAGAGUUCAAACCCCAUGUUAGGUAGGCCUAGAGCUUACUUUAAAAAAGAAAAAAAGAAAAAGAAGAGAAAAAACCAGCAUACCUUUUUCCCUCUUCAAAAAGAAAAAGACAUGCUCUGAGUCAGGAGGUCCCCCAUUUGAGUCCUCACUGUUCAUCUUCAAUCACUUCUCACUGUGUUCUCCUCAGAGAAGUUGUAUUUAUUUAUUUAUUUAUUUAUUUUCAAAGAUUUAUCCAUUUAUUUUAGAGAGAGAGAGUGAGUGCACAUGCACAGGCAGUUAGAGGGGCAGAGGGAGAGGGAGAAGCAGACUCCCCACUGAGCAGGGAGCCCUACGUGGGGCUCGAUCCCAGGACCCUGGGAUCAUGACGAGCUGAAGGCAGACUCUUAACUGACUAAACUGAAAUCAAGGGUCAGAUGCUUAACCAAAUGAGCCACCCAGGCGCCCCAAAGAGAAGUAUUUUUUAAAGCGAAGUCAGGAAGAGGGUGAAAAAAAAGAAAACAGUUAUCCAGUGGUAAAAAUUUGGGAAUAAGCACUAAGUAGGAGGACACAAUUGGGGAUAAGGAACUAAAGGAAAGAGCUCUCAGACUCCCAGGCAAAUAACUUAUCCUCUGUGCCUCAGUUUCCUCAUCUGUAAAAUCAGGCUGAUAAUACUGAUGAAGUUUCAUGGAUGAAAUAACAUAAAACACUAACACACACUGGAAGAGCUCAAAAACCUUAACCGUUGGGGCGCCUGGGUGGCUCAGUCGUUAAGCGUCUGCCUUCGGCUCGGGUCAUGAUCCCAGGUCCUGGGAUCGAGCUCCGCAUCGGGCUCCCUGCUCAGCGGGAAGCCUGCUUCUCCCUCUCCCACUCCCCCUGCUUGUGUUCCCUCUCUCGCUGUCUCUCUCUCUGUCAAAUAAAUAGAUAAAAUCUUAAAAAAAAAAAACCCACAAAAACCCUUAACUAUUAUAACUGAUUAGAGGGAAGAGUGGCGAAAAACCUGGCUCCCUGUCGACAUCUGAUCCAGAGUCAGAUUGGCUGGAAGUAUCUUAGACAUCUGGGCCAACAAUGGUGGGACACCUGUGGCCUCAGGCGUCAUCCUGAGAGGCCUCUGAGGUGUCAUCCUCAGAGGUCAUCCUGCCAUGUUGCCUCCGGCGGGUCAAGUAGAACACAGACCCGGGCUCCCAAUCCGCAAGUGCCCUGUCCACGUGCCUGGUACCAUUCUCACCCAGCCACUCUGUCCUGGAAGGGCUGGCUUUUCUGCAUACUCCUCUCUCCUGGCUUCAACUUUCCUGCUGUUCCUGGAGUUGUCUGGAGCUAAGGUGAGAAGGGACACCUGGGUAGUGGCCCUGUCUGCUCAGCCUCCUGGGCCUGGAGGAAGGUAAAGGCUGGGACCAUGCAGACAGCAGCAGCUGCAGGAGAGGCCCUGGAUGACUGGAGAAAACAGUUUAAACAUCAUCCUUUCCCCUUUUUUCCAUCUGUUGAAGCAUAUCCUGGCUUAGGAGCCUGGUGCCAAGAGGAUUUGAGGGGAGUGAUGUGUGGAGGGUGGGUGGUAUGGUUCUAACACUUUUUCACACUCCCUGGGAUUGUUUUUUCCAUGUCUCUUCCCUUACAGGACUGUGCUCCUCACCCCUCUUCUUGCACAGAGCCUGUAACUCAGUGUGUGUGUGUGUGUGUGUGUGUGUGUGUGUGAGAGAGAGAGAGAGAGAGAGAAACCUGCACCACAGAGCUGCUGUGGAAUGUUUGUGCUGCACUGGGUGUGGGGAUCAGGGGUGUGGUUUGGUUUUCUGGGUGAUAUCUGUAAGGGGCAUGUUCAUGUGUCCAUAUUGCAGUAGUCCAUGUGUGAGAUUUUUUUAUGUAUGCAACGUGUGUGAUCGAUGCAUGUGCAGUUUGGGAAUAAGCACUAAAUAGGAGGACACAAUUGGGGAUAAGGAACUAAAGGAAAGAGCUCUCAGACUCCCAGGCAAAUAACUUCUCUGUGCCUCAGUUUUCUCAUCUGUAAAAUGCUAUAUUUAAGGGUUUGAAGGGUGUGUGUAGUACGUUACUAUGAAUGCCGGGGCCCUGCUCCCCGUCACAGGCAAGCCUAUGGAGACACGUGCGGUUGCGUGAACGAAAUAAGAUAGAGCACUAACAUACAUAAGAAGAGCUCAGAAACCUUAAUUAUUUUAAUUACUGGGGGAACAGUAACCGAGACCCUGGCUCUAUGUUGCCAUCUUUAUUGGGCAGUAUUGUCUCCGGGACAGGGCGCCUGCGGGGGCUAGGAGGGAACGCGGGGAGAGGGCCUUGGGGGUGGGCGCCACGAGGGGCUGGGAACCGACACCAAGUCCUCAUCUUGAGAACUGGGCCUUGGGCUCCUGUGGAGGGGCCUGAGGGCAGAAGGAGAGAACGCGCGCGAACGCGAGCGAGCCAGAGACGGCCCUGCUCCAGAGCGAGAGAGAGCUCGAAGAAGCCGGGGUGCCUGCGGGGAGGCGGGCGGGGCUCCAGGGCCGCGGCUGGGUUCCGAAGGCUUGGGAGGGGCUGGAUUGCGGCGGAAGCUUGAAGUUGAGAGAAUGGCUGGGGCGGGGCUAAGAACGGGGUAGGGGCGGGGCUAAAGUCUGGGGGUAGGACUAAGAGCUGGGAGUCGGUCUGGAGAGGAACUAGGGAUGGGACUGAGGGCUGGGCCUGAGCGGCCGAGCUAAGGUUUAGGCCUGAAAUAAAGAGGUGGUACUAAGGUUAAAGGUGGGACAAAGAGGGGCCUGGAAGGAGCUGGGAGGCCCCGGAUGAAGAGCGCGGCUGAAGCUUAGAUUUGGGCUAAGACAACGCAGAGCCAGGGGAAGGUGGAGGGAGGGAUUGGGCAAACAUGAGGCGGAGUUAAAGGCUGGAUUGCGGCGAAGCUGAGAUUGGGGUUUAUGGUUGGCUCGACCAAGCUGAGGUUCAGGAUUGGACUUCUGCGAGGAAGAGUCUUGUAGAGACGAGAACUGGGUUGAGAGCGAUGUGGGUCAGGACGACACUGAGGAUUGAAAGGUGGACUAAGGAAAAGACUGAGGACAAUGCCAGCAUCUGGGAUGAGAGCAGCACUGAUGUAAACAGGUUACCCGGCUGGGAGAGAGGACAUCGGCUGGCUGGUGUGCCAUCUAGCACCAAUGCAUCUACCUUCUCCUCUGAAGGUGAAUUCAAGGACCCGGACAGGUGCUGCUGGAAACACAAGCAGUGCACUGGGCACAUCAUCCACCCCUUCACCUCAGACUAUGGCCACCACAACCUGCACCUGCACUCCGCCAGCCACUGUGACUGUGAUUCUAGGCUGAAGGACUGCUCAGAGAAGACAAAUAGCGACAACUCCCGAGAUGUGGGCCCAACCUGCUCCCGAGAGGAGGGCUCAACAUGUUUCAACAUCAUCCAGUCCCCUUGCUUUGAGCUCAUCCCAGAGGAAGAGUGUGUGGAGCGGUUCUGGUAUGGCUGGUGCAAAAGCUAUAGGCCUGUCUCUGUGGCAGUGAUCCACCAUCCAGUCCACCAUGACUAUGUGGCAGACGACCUGAAUGAAGAGGAGGAGGAGGAGGAGGAGGAGGAGGAGGAGGAGGAGGAGGAAAGCAAGCCUCCCAUCCCGACCCAAGUAGGGCCCGCCACCCCUGCACCCGCUGACACAGGCCUGGGCGCAGUCACAGGUACCCUGGACUCAGCAGCUCCCAUCACGAUCUGGCGCUCCGAGAGCCCCACGGGAAAGUCCCAAGGCAACAAGGUGAUCAAGAAGGUGAAGAAGAAAAAAGAAAAAGAGAAAGACAAGGAAGAGGAGACGGAUGAGAAGGUAAAGCCGAAGAAAAAAGUCAAGAAGGGCAAGUUGAUUAAGAAGAAAAGCCCGGUGAAAUUGGAAUCUUCACCUCCAGACUUGAGCCGAUCAGUAAGCCCGAGAGAGUUGACCAGGAUGUCCGAGUCCAGCCCAGACAGCCGGGAAGACCUGGAGAGUGAGGACAGUUACAAUGACCCCAGGCGGGAGGAGCCCUCCAGCGAGGAUAUUGUGGAGUCUUCGUCACCCAGGAAGAGAAAGAAGAACACGGUCCAGACUAAGAAACCUGGGGCCAAGACCUCACCAGUCAAGGUCAAGAGGAAAUCUCCCCCAGGAUCAAACCCCAAUCUCAGUUGAGGCCAGGGCGUCCACGGUGAAGAAUAAAUGCGUCAAGCCUGUAGCUGACCCCCUGCUGCUGUUCUCUCUCCCUCCAACCUGUCCCUGGGGCUGGGGGUGGGCUCUGGGCAUAGCUGGAGCCAAGGGGCCAGGGGGCUGCAGGGGUUUCUGAAGGGUAAUCUGUCUUUCAGGAGGGAGUCCAUGGGAACGUAGGAGGGAGGACAGUGGGGGACACGGCCUGCUUCUCUGUAACAUCCUAGGCUCGGGGCAGGAGAGGAGCACAUCUGGGGGGGGUGGGAAGGAGGCUGCCCGUCUCCUGGGAGACUGGUCUGUGUGCAAUCCGCUCAGGGACAGGCAGUGCUGUCUGCAGUGACACCCCUAAUAAAUUGAACCUUUUAACCCACUCUGUGCCACUGUGCCUGGCCUCUCCCUCCUCUAAGUGGCCUUCAGGAAGAUGCUGGUGGCACCGAAGGGAACAUGAUCUUCCCAGCUGGUGUGUCCCCACUCCUGCUAGGCCCUUCCAGACCUCUGUGCUGAAGGGAAUGGAAACGAGUUCCUGGCAGAAGAGCAGCCUUUCCCUCCCAACUCUUGUCAACAGCCAAAGAGAUCUUGAAUGACGGGAUGAAGUCCAGAUGGGAGGCUCAUCAAGUUUGGGCAGUAGUGACCUUUCCUGAUUUCUCUGCUGAGCCCCAAGCAGAGGAAAGGGAGAGGGAAAGCCUCACUUUCCCAGCACCAACUUGCAAAGCUGUGAGGCGAAGCCCUUCUGAAGAAACACGGCAUACCAGGAGUCUA
Molecule: messenger RNA, 5763 nt
Organism: Mirounga angustirostris (Northern elephant seal)
Lineage: Eukaryota; Metazoa; Chordata; Mammalia; Carnivora; Phocidae
Gene: PROCA1
Product: protein interacting with cyclin A1
Exons: 5
Coding region: 3844-4992 (382 amino acids)
Biological process (GO): phospholipid metabolic process; arachidonate secretion
Molecular function (GO): A2-type glycerophospholipase activity
Source: RefSeq, a predicted model, not a curated record